GUUGCACCGCGUCUAUAAUCGUGCGCUUUCAGUGCCCUCAGCGAAUCGUCGUCUGACGUAUUCUGUCGUAUCCCUAGCGGAUACAGCGAAAUCUAUACGUCAAAAGAUACGAGCGGCCGUAUUUUGAAGGAGGUUUCCAUUUUAACCUCUCGGUCGGACCUACAUUUGGUCGUGCUGAAUUCAUCAUGUUGGCUCUUAUUAAUCGGAUCUUGGACUGGUUCAAGUCUCUUUUCUGGAAGGAAGAGAUGGAACUGACUCUCGUCGGCUUGCAGUACAGCGGAAAGACUACCUUUGUGAAUGUCAUAGCGUCUGGACAAUUUAGCGAAGAUAUGAUACCAACUGUGGGCUUCAAUAUGCGUAAAAUUACAAAAGGCAAUGUCACUAUAAAAGUAUGGGACAUCGGUGGUCAGCCAAGGUUUAGAUCAAUGUGGGAAAGAUAUUGUAGAGGAGUGAAUGCCAUUGUGUACAUGGUAGAUGCGGCAGAUUCUGAGAAGAUUGAGGCCAGUCGCAAUGAGCUGCAUAAUUUGUUGGAUAAACCACAAUUAUCAGGGAUACCAGUGUUGGUUCUUGGCAAUAAAAGGGAUCUACCUCAUGCGUUGGAUGAAAAUGGACUCAUAGAGAGAAUGAAUCUGUCUGCAAUUCAGGACCGUGAAAUUUGUUGCUACAGUAUUUCGUGUAAAGAAAAGGACAAUAUUGACAUAACGUUACAAUGGCUCAUAGCGCAUUCUAAAAGCGGGGUUCGCUAAUAUCCUUAAAAUAUCCCAUUUGUUAGUAUCUGAGUCUUUGAUACUGAUAACAGUAUUGGGAUCAAUCGUGGAAGGAGCCCAUCGAGCAAAGUUUGUUCAAAACUGAGUCAUUAUUGUAGAAAACUACUUUAAACUUAAGCUUUAGCCGAUCUGAGUUGGGAGGUACGAAUGCCGCAGUAAAAUUUAACAAAAAAUGAAAAAAGAAGAUACAAUGCUUAAUGCCAAGUACGCUCGUGUGAAUUAUACCAUAAGGCACAUCACAUCCCGCGAGCACCGUUAGUCGUAAGGAACAGUUUUUUAUAUUUUCGUUUAUAGGUAAGUCCAAGAGUAUAUUCCAGUACCCAAUAACAAUUAUAUAUAAUUAGUAUCUCUGUAUCUUUUUCUAUGAUUGCUGCUAUUGUAAAGCUGAAGUAAUACCGACAUAAUCGCAGUUAAUUAUUGUGAUAUUAAUAGUCUAGAUGUCGAUAUUCUUAUUUCUUCUCUUGUACUCUUGAAGGAUACCAAACGUUUCAUGUGUAAAUUAGAGAAAAUGGUAGCUAAUACGAAUUACACGCGCAAAGAUAUCAUUAUUGAUUACUAUAAUAUAUAUAGAAUACACCUUCUCGAGGAACUUUAAUAACAAAUAAAAACGAUAUUGCAAACAGUGGAUCAUUGAGUGUAUCCAAUGGCAAGUUGCAUGUAUAGAUCUUCAUAACGUUAACUUAUAUAACCAUUCCUUUGUUUCCUCCGACUUUGAAAAAAAAAAUAAUCCCGAAUCCAUACUGUUUAUAUGCGUUUGUGUGAAUCUUCCUAUGAAUCACUUUUUUUUAUUCAUAUCUAUUGAUAUAUAAAGUUUCGUAGAGUAUACUUAGAUCUCCCUUGUGUUUCACAGGUUUUGGAAUUAAAACAUUUCAAAGCACGUAAAGCAACUCGAAAGGUACAGAUGAAAUAUCAUCGUGAAAAGUAAAAAGUAAAAACUCUAUUGCAUGAACAUUUAUAAAAUAGCCCAUUUGCGAUAGAAUCAAUAAAUCUCUAACUCCGAAGAGAUAUCAGGAAGUUCAUGUGAACGCAUGCUCGCACAUCUUUCACUGUUUUCUCCUAUGAAUCACUUUUUUAUUCAUAUCUAUUGAUAUAUAAAGUUUCGUAGAGUACACUUA
Messenger RNA from Harpegnathos saltator (Jerdon's jumping ant), 1882 nucleotides. RefSeq names its product ADP-ribosylation factor-like protein 8 (gene Arl8). Gene Ontology annotation, molecular function: GTP binding; GTPase activity. Gene Ontology annotation, biological process: anterograde axonal transport; protein transport. The transcript has 3 exons. The record is from RefSeq and is a predicted model, not a curated record. NCBI's taxonomy places the organism in Eukaryota, Metazoa, Arthropoda, Insecta, Hymenoptera, Formicidae. Gene Ontology annotation, cellular component: lysosomal membrane. The coding region runs from base 186 to 746 and encodes 186 amino acids.